Molecule: messenger RNA, 791 nt
Organism: Gongylonema pulchrum
Lineage: Eukaryota; Metazoa; Nematoda; Chromadorea; Rhabditida; Gongylonematidae
Source: the annotation of a GenBank genome assembly
AUGAAAAACAAGUUAAGAUAUUACUCUUCAUGUCGGGUAAAAAAAAACAAUGGACUACUACCGGUUUUUAUGCAAGCACCAAUUGCAAUUUUGGGGAAGAAUCGCGAUAACGAUAAUAAAAUCGUGAUAUUUGAAUUGGCAGGUCGAGUGGAUUUGGAGAAUUUUAUGGAAUCGAUCCAGCUUACGCCGUUUCUCAACGCUCGUUUUGGCCUGAUGGAACGACUUCUGCGUUUAAUAAACGAGCAGGAGAAAAUUUCAAAGCGGCAAUCUGGCGUCAUAUACGUUGUUGAUUUAGAGGGUCUUGAAAUGUCCAGCAGUUUGAUCAGCUUUUUAACUGGUCAGUUCUGCGAAUUUGAGUUUUUGAACCAAAUUCUGCACAAAUGUGUUAUCUUUGCAGGUCCUUUUCGCAUAAUCUGGGGAACGUUACUGGAGCAGUAUCCGUCCAUAUUCACACGAAUCAUAGUGGUCAAAACGCCAAAUUACAUAAAUGUUUUGUGGACUGCCUGUAUGCCUUUCAUCACGAGCAGUUAUAGGGAGAAAAUUUCGAUAACGAAGUCGGCGAACUGGCGCAAUGAGCUGCUGCAGUACAUUGAUGCACAGCGCUUGCCUGUACAUUAUGGAGGCACGAUGCUCGAUGAAAUGAACGAUGAGCGAUGUCGCCUAUUAAUCCCUUUUCCGGAAAAAAGUACUCCACUCACAGAACCUGUACUGCCUUUCCUGCCUGACAGUUUCCGAUUAGCACCAGGUAAUGAAAAAUGCUUCCUUCGAUCAAUCUGCAGCUCAUACUGAUU